UCACGAAGGUCAACGUGAUAAUAAAUAUGAGACAAGUGUCGAACCUUCUACUCAAAGUAUUGAACCCAAUGAUUCUUAUUCAAAUUAUGAAAAAGAAUUUGAAUCAGUUAAUGAUAAAGAAACUAAGACUUAUCAAGGAAGAUUUGCAAUACCAUUAAUGUCAACUUACGAAAUCAUAGCAGAUUCUGAAUAUUCUACCAUCUCAGCUACAGAAUUAUCUGUUAAUAAUCGAAAUAAAAGUAGCCACCAACUGCAAAGUACAUUGACAGUUUCAGGUUUGCUUCAAAUGUUUGAUAAUGACAAUAGUGAUGAUGAUACUAGCUACUAUGAAGGGAAUUAUAAAAAACCAACAAAGGGCAAGAAAAGACAAAAAAAUAAUGACAACGAAGAUGAAGACAACAAUGAGACUGCCCAAUCUCUUAGAAAAAGGAAUGGAAAGCCCGAAGCUCUGAAAGACAUGACAAACAUUUUUGAAGUUUAUUUGUCUGCUGUUACAGUUCCUCAGCCUAAAGUAACUAUAGCACCAAGAAACCUUACUGAUGAUAAAAGUCUUGCUCGGCUAUGGCAUGAAGAAAUGACGUGUCUUUUUCUUAGAUGUAGAAACCCACCAGAUGGAGCCAUUGAAAGCCUUAUUACUGAAAUAUUUAACUAUGAACUUUAUACUGAGUUAGUACAUGAAUUUAAGGAAAGGAAAUUAGGAGAACAAAUAUCAACACCAUCAAGAUUGGAUAUCAAUGAAUUCAUAACUCAUAAAGUUGGUGAAUGCUUAUUAAAAAGAUAUAUGAGCGAUACUAAUAAAGAUAAGCUCAGGAGGUGUAGAACAAUGGAUACACUCAUUAAAUUAAUCAAAGAGGCAUUUAAAAUAUUUUUUAUCACUUACAAUACGAAAGCAAUUAAAAGACUUGACAAUCUUACGAUAGGAUGCAGAAUUCCGAGUAAGUUUGGUAAAAACAUAGCAUCAAGGAUUUCAAUUUCUCUUACAAAUAGUAGUGAUAGCAAUUAUAUCUAG
Molecule: messenger RNA, 1009 nt
Organism: Cetraspora pellucida
Lineage: Eukaryota; Fungi; Glomeromycota; Glomeromycetes; Diversisporales; Gigasporaceae
Source: the annotation of a GenBank genome assembly